Messenger RNA from Fonsecaea multimorphosa CBS 102226, 2496 nucleotides. RefSeq lists its product as uncharacterized. Lineage: Eukaryota; Fungi; Ascomycota; Eurotiomycetes; Chaetothyriales; Herpotrichiellaceae. Gene Ontology annotation, biological process: regulation of DNA-templated transcription. The record is from RefSeq and is a predicted model, not a curated record. Gene Ontology annotation, molecular function: zinc ion binding; DNA-binding transcription factor activity, RNA polymerase II-specific. The transcript has 2 exons. The coding region runs from base 1 to 2496 and encodes 831 amino acids.
AUGGAGCUCGAUUCUGACUCCGGGAAUAUUGACCCCAGCAAGUUUGACUUGCCAGCCUUAUCCCCCAACGAAGAAUGGGACCUGAUGCAGACCUUCGAUCCAUUCCUCGGAGAAGACUUGUCUUUAAUGCAGCCCAUCCUGGCCGAUUCAUCUCAAUUAGCUACUACCAAUACUCAGCAUCCCGGCUCCAGCGACUUCCGGCUUAAUGGACUCGAGCCUGUCUCGUCUCCCGAUCAGUCCAUGCAAUUCGCAGCCCCUGAGACAUACUCAGACUUUCAAACCGCCAUUUUGGAUAUGGACGUAUGGAAUCCUCUGCCAAUGUCAACAGAAAAUGUAGCCUCAGCGCUCCCGAUCACAGUCGCACGUUCAGCUCUCACUUAUUGCCCCCUCGAAGUCACCAGAGUUGCUCAGAUUGCUCCCAAUCAGGCCUUGGCCUAUGUGCCGCCUCAAAAUCUUGCACCAGUUAGCAAUUACCUGUCAAUGACAAUGCUAUCGGACGACACCACUCAAAGUUUCGAUCUGGCCGGUUGUGUAGUCUCUCAAAAUCAGCAAAAUUCUCUCCGCGAUCCGGCUUACGUUUCCAAUGCCGCUUUUCGCCGACGAGGAAUCGGUAACGAAGUGACCAAUGUGGUGGAACCAUUAAAGGCCACUGCGAAGUCGUCAGGCAAGCGGAAAAGAUCAUUCACACAACAAACAAAAGAAGGAGUCCCUGUCUCGUCACUCUCGUGCUUUACACUUCCUUGGGCACAGGAGACCAACAAAAGAGGGAAAUGGACUGAAGACAGAAAGAAAAACAAAAAGAAGGUCAGCGCUGCGGGGGGUGCGUGCUUUCGGUGUCGAUUGAUGAAGAAGCCAUGCUCAGGCAACCGCCCCUGCAAGAAUUGUCUACAAGCCUUGGAACGAUCCAAAAUCCCGACGAGGAGCUUCGGCUGGCUGUGCACCGUUCGAUUCAGGCUGUCCGAUGUUCUCGAGCCACGUUCAUGGAAUUCGCAGCUCCCAAUGUACGAGCACAAGCACAAGAGUUUAGACGAUCUAUUUCAAUAUCUCGUGUCUGCUACAAGUCCCCGCUUGAUAGAACUUUUCGAAAUCGUCGCACUGGAAAGAGGUGGUGCAUCGUCAAAUGAGGAUGGCUUGUACGCCAUUGCUAUCAGAGAGCCGGCUCGCCUCACAGAUCAAAUCGACCGUUUUUUCUAUAUUUCUAUUAUGACGGCUUCGAGGUUAUACAGCCUAGAGUCUUCCCUCGUCGAGAUAUCUGCGAGAAGUCUCAUUCAAGACCUUGUUGCCGGGACUUUGAUGCUAUAUGAAGUGUUUGACGAACUUCUUGACCGGGCCUUGGAUCUCAAAGAGGCGGAAUGUUCUCACUUGCGGAAGAUCUACUUUGAGCUGAUAAUGCGGCUUCAAGUUCACCUAAAGUUAUUAAUUGGUGUCUUACGGAGAGGACGCAUGUUAAGCGACCUAUCAGCAAAGAUGAGUCAUGCCAGCGAUGCAAUUGCAGCAUAUUUAGAGCUCACUCCCAAUUAUCAUCAGCGCAAAUCUCCAUUUCGAGACUUGAUCGACACUCUCUCGGGAAUGGAAUCUGACAGUCUUCUGACAAUGCGGCCUGGAGCUGCUCACUUCUCAGUCGAAGGAAUUGAUGCGAAAGUCGCAGAGAGUGACGUCAGAUUCGUCUUGUCAGGGUUGAGGUGUGACUCGAAUGGAAUCUACGAACUGAGCACAUCGUCCGGAACCCUUCGAAUGGAUAAGGCUGCAAUGGAGUCCAUCUUUUUGGCUCACUAUCUAUCGUUUGCAUUCAGCUUUGAUGAGGUUCUGCUUGGUAGGUUUGGUAUCUCCAGACGACUCUCUAUCCACGAGCUUCAACCCCAGGGUCAGGUCAACUUGGGUCCUUUUGGCAUAUCACUGACAUGCAACUAUUCUUUGCUCCAUACUAAAGCUUUGUUUCAGCCCAUUUACUCGACAAGCUUCUCAGACGCAGUGACAUGCCUUUUCAACAUAAUAGCUCGCCGAUUGUUCCAAGAGUGGGAAGGGAAAAUGAUUCUUUCUCUCAAACUACACCGAAUGCUUAUUUUUAACAUCUCCUAUACUCUGAGUCUUGAGGGCAUGCUCUGUGACCAAUAUACCAGAGAAAAAGGACGGUUCACUAAUGACGUUAUUGAUCUCUUAGACGUUGCAGUGGUCGAAUUGGGAAGGGUGUAUCAUUGUUUGACCGUGCUCGGUGACGCGCAAAGUGUGGCCCGUUGCAACGAUCUUGUCUGGGACCAGAGAAUCUUGUUGCAUUACAGACUUGGGCCACAGCAUGAAGACGACAGCAUUACCGAAAUGGUACUUGUGGUCAAGGACGACUACGGAUCUGAGUCGAGCAUGACGCUGUUCCGGGGUCCUCGCCACCUCCAUCCAGAUGAUCGACCAUGUGGUUCUCCGGACGAAUGCUGCAUUUGUCAUCUCAAAUACCAACGGGAUCUAGAAUUGAGCACACAGGUUUCCGACCAUGAGCCAUAG